This is a messenger RNA of Chlorella variabilis, 1314 nucleotides long. RefSeq lists its product as hypothetical. The transcript is spliced from 7 exons. Lineage: Eukaryota; Viridiplantae; Chlorophyta; Trebouxiophyceae; Chlorellales; Chlorellaceae. The record is from RefSeq and is a predicted model, not a curated record. The coding region runs from base 1 to 1314 and encodes 437 amino acids.
AUGGAGGGCGCGGGCCGCACAGUCUGGCUGCUGGCGGCCCUCCUAGUGCAGAUCUACAACGGUUGCUAUCCGGUGGCGGUUCGCUACCUGCAGACGCGCAUCGCUCACCCGUUGAGCAGCCUGCAGCUGACGUUUGCCAUCAACGCCGUCGCGUGCCUCGCGCUGCUGCUGUGCACCACCCUGCCGGUGCUGGUGCGGCGCUGGCUGCGUGGCCGCCGCGAUGGCGCUGAGGAGAUGGCGGAGGAUCUAGGCUGGGAGGCUGCGGGAGGCACGGCUGGCAGCCUGACGCAGCCGCUGGUUGGGCAGGCAGAGAGUCAUGGCAGCAUCGGCAGCACCGGCGACAACCUGAAGCUGCUGGGGCAGUGGCAGAGGGAUGAGCCCGCGGCCCCGGCGGGCGCGGCAGCGCACCACCGCGCCCUGCGCCGCGAGAUCGACGGGAGGCGCUUCCGCUUGUCGCGGCGGGCGGUGCUGCUGCUGCUGGGCACCACCGCCGCGCUGACCUCAGUCAUGCUCGCUCAGGUGUAUAGCCUGCUCUUCACUCAGGCAUACCUGAGCCAGAUGGUGUUCCUGCUGGCGCCACUCCUGGUGGCCCUCAUGGCCCGGGCCCUGCUGAGCUCGCCCUUGCCCCCGGGCCUGUUCCCGGCGCUCCUGUUCAUGCUGCUUGGGGCGGGCAUGGUGAUUGUGAGCAAGGCAAUAGGCGGGGGAGGCGGCGGCGGGCAGUCGCCGGGCCAUGGCGCCGGCUGGCUGCUCGCCUGGGCGCCGCUGGGCCAGUCGGUGGGCCCUGCGGGGUUCCCCGGCUUGGGUGGCGAGCUGACGUGGAGGGACGGCGUGGGCCUGUCCCUGGCUUUUGUGGGCACCCUGGCCCUGGCCUUCUUCAUGCUGCUGGUGCAAACGUCGCGCUGCCUCAGCGACCAAGCCAUCCUCUGGUGCAGCUUCCUCACGCAGGCGAUACUGUGCGGUACGCUCACCUUGUGGCUGGAGCGGGACCGGUGGCACGUGGUGCAGCACCUCACCUGGCACGAGUGGGGCCUGGUGGCGGCUGUGGCGGUCGCGUUCACCUGGGCCGCCAACCUGGGCCAGCAGACUGUGAUUCGGAAGCUGGGCGCGCCGCAGGCCGCAGCCUUCCUCCCAGCGCGCCUGCUGGGCUCCCUACUGGCCUCCUACCCGCUGCUGUCAGAGGGCAUCAGCAGCGCCGCGGAGCUGGCCGGCGCCUUCCUGCUGCUGGCCUCGGUGACCUGGUACCUCCGCCUCCAGCAGCAGGCGGCCACCCCAGGCGCACAGGCAGCCCGGCUGGCACCAGCAGCCGAGCCGUGA